AUGCCUUUGGCCGCUACCGCAGAAAGCCACGCGGACGAGCACUGCCCCAGCGUGGCCUCCGAGAACAGCCGGCGGUCGGCAGAGCCCGCGGGCAGCCCCGGCACGGCCGCCAGCCCAGGGCCCCGCAACGCUUCCUCGGGGAGCGCGGCGGGCAGCCGGUCCCCCUGCUCCUUCCGGAGCUUGAGUUCUUACGACGACUAUUCGGAAGACUUUCUGUCGGAGUGUUCGGAAACCGCCGUCCACAGCAACUACUCAGAGAAGCCUGCGGUCAAGGGGCAAAAGGAGGAGAAGAAAAACUGCGUUUCUCAAGUCUCCCAACCUAAAGGCCAGAAGGAAAUCUCAGCUGAAAGAAAGCACAACCGGAAUGCACCGUUUUUAAAUUCUAAAAUCAGUACGAUCGUCCAGAGAAGAGAGGCUGUGACCUACCGCAUACUCUCAGCAAGGCUCCACAGAAUUAAAGAACUGAAAAACGAACUAGCUGACAUACACCGGAAGCUGGAGGCCACGGUUGUGGAAAACCAGUUUUUGAAACAACUUCAGUUCAGGCACUUGAAAGCCAUAGGAAAAUAUGAGACUUCACAGAAUAAUGUACCUCAGAUUAUACUUAAACAUCAGAAUGAAGUUAAAAAUUUAAGGCAGCUACUUAGGAAAUCCAGAGAAAAGGAAAGAACUGUAUCCAGGAAACUUCGAGACGCCGAGAGCGAGUUGCUGAAAACCAAAGACGCCUUGCAGGCCCUCCAGGCGCUGUCUGAAGACAAAAGUCUCGCCGAGAGGGAAGAACUGACUCAGAGAUUGGCUAUCCUCACAACGAAAAUGGAGGAAAAUGACCAAAAACUACAGAACUUGGAGAAGCAGCUGAGGUUGAAGACGAAAGCCUUCGGUCGGCAGCUGGCCGCGGAGACCCAGAAGACGCUGGCCACCCAGGCAGCCAAGGAGGCUCUGCACAAGGAGGUCCGGCACCUUCAGCAGAAACUGAAGGAGAAGGAUAGAGAGCUUGAAAUCCGAAACAUCUACGCUAAUCGGAUACUGAAAAAUUUACAUGACACCGAAGAUUAUCCAAAAGUGUCUUCAACAAAGUCAGUACAAGCGGACAGGACGGGCGCUCCAGCCACCAGUGUGAGGCACCAGGAAACCCAGAAAUCAGAAGAUGCCCCCGCCUGGAUGACUAAGAGUAAAAAGACGACAGGAAACGCUGGUCAUAAAGAAAAGCCGACGGAAACGGUCCGUGCAAUUCCUCGCUACAGCAGCAAACUACCAAGCCAAGAAGGUUCCGAGAGAAAAUACGAAGGUUUAUCGAAGGAAGAGGAACAGUUGAGGGCACAAGCAGCUCCAGAGAACACUGGAAGGCAGAGAGAGAAGAAAGCAGAUCAGGAGAAGAAAAUCACUUUAGAAAAAGAACAAGAACCACCACCCGAGAGAACUCAAGUCACUCACCUCGAACCGGGAGGCCAGCAGGGAGACGAAGCGGCAAAAGAAGGGGUUCCAAAAAGCCUACAGAUGAGUGACGCGGACGAGGUACCGAACAAGAACGCUGCUGCCAACAUGAAAAUCCUCCUCAGACAGAGGAAGCGUUACUCAUUCACGGUAGCUACCGAGAACUUGCACCACGGGCUCCCUGCUUCGGGGGGGCCCACCCCAGGCCCCAGGAGGUGCAACCCGGGCCCAGACAGGCGGCGCGGGGCCAGGGAGGGCCCGAAGCCCGAGCACUCCGCCAGCAUGUACGAGCCCUCCUUCGGGAAGCCGUCCCGGACAAAGGCAGCGGGGGCAGCGUUCAGGGACAAGAAGAGCAGUCUGAUGCGGGAGCUCUUCGGGGCAGGCUACGUCUUCAAAAAGGACCGGGCCAGUGCUAUUAGAGAAGGGCCUGAGGAGACCUGGAAGAGCACGAAGGUGCCCCAGCCACCCCCCGGUCAGACCUCGGCCAGCAACGCUUUCGGAGACUCGAAAGUGACUGUGGUGAACUCGAUUAAGUCAUCCUCACCUACAGAAGGAAAAAUAAAAAUAAUUAUUUAA
Molecule: messenger RNA, 2010 nt
Organism: Phyllostomus hastatus (greater spear-nosed bat)
Lineage: Eukaryota; Metazoa; Chordata; Mammalia; Chiroptera; Phyllostomidae
Gene: LCA5L
Product: lebercilin LCA5 like
Exons: 7
Coding region: 1-2010 (669 amino acids)
Biological process (GO): intraciliary transport
Cellular component (GO): axoneme
Source: RefSeq, a predicted model, not a curated record